GCGCCGCGUUGUCCUGUCACUGUGGCGGUGUGGCGGUGUGUGUCAGUGUGCGGCCGUGUCUGGCGGGCGCUACAGGCGGCGGCCCGGACGCUCGAGGUGACAGUGGUGCGACGCGGCUUGUCCUGAGGGUCCUGCACGACGCGAGUCAGGACGAGCAGUGUGUGUGACCGAGACAAGGACAAGGGCAAGGGCGAGACAAGAUGAGCCCCGUGCGCCGCCUCGUGGACGACGGCAUCCAGGUGGCGCUCAACUACGCCGUCCCCGUGGCCAAGCGGCUGCGGUUCGCCCUGACCGACGCGCAGGUUGACCGCGAGAUGGCCGCCCUGCGCCGCGAGCUGGACGAGAGCCGCGCGGCGCUGAAGCUGCAGACGGCGCGGUGCCGGCAGCUGGUGGCGGCGUACUCGGCCAGGCUCAAGGCGGGCAACGAUCUGCGCGACCACCAGCUCGCCCUGGUGCUGCGCGCGCUGGUGGCGCUGGAGGCGCGGCUGCGGCGCGAGCAGAAGGCCAUCCGGUCGCAGCUGGCGCAGCGCGACGCCAUCAUCCACCAGCAGCAGGUGGAGAUCUCCCGGUUGCGCGGCGCGCACGCGGCGCCCUCCGCGGCCUUCUCGCCGCCGCACCCCGCGGCCAGGACCGGCGCCGCGCCCUCCACGCCCGCCACGCCCUCGCAGCUCAUCGUGGAGAACCACACGUGCGGCCAGGACUCGGCGUGCGUGCAGGCGCACGAGACCGUGGUGGACGCCAUGAGCCACCUGAGGCACCAGGAGGCGGCGCUGCGGGUGCUGGAGCUGGUGGGGCCGCCCCCCGGCCCCACUGGCUUCCCCGGCCUCGGCAGCCUCGGCACGGCGACGCGCGGGCCGCCGGCAACCACCGUGCUGCCGCUGCUCAACGGCGAGACGGCCUGCAUCGUGGAGCCGCCCGCCGACUUCAUCGAGGACAACAUGGCGGUCACGCCGCCCCCCGACGUGGUGGCCAGCUACAACGACAUGAACAGGGAGUGCCUGGAGCUGGCCAGCAUGGCGGCGUCCCUCAGGAGCGCCGACAAGGACAAGGCUGUCUGCUUCCAGGACAACCCCGUGCUGGAGUGCGUCAACCUCAUCCUGCUCCGCGACCAGGAGGACUUCCAGGAAGAGCGUCGCGGCCGGCACCGAGAGCGCGGGCCCGAGUCGGCGCGUUUGCGCCGCGGACGCCGCUCCGUGGAGGAGUCACCGCCGCCGCCGCCCUCAAGCGAGCCGCCCUCAAGCGAGCCGCCCGCCUGGUACAACAGCACCGGCAGCGCCGCCAAGGACGUCGCCAGGGAGGCGCCGCGCCGCCCCACGCCGCCCGCGCUGCCGCCCAAGCCACCCCGCCUCGUGGCCCAGCGCCCUACCAGGGCCACCAAGUCACCCACGCCCACCAAAGACGCCAAGGACGACGACCCCAGGACCGUGCCCUCCAUCCCCACGACGCCGCCGCCAGCCUCACCCGCACCCUCCAGCCCGACGACAGCCACCGUGGUCUCCGCCACGACCCCCUCCUCGGACCUGGAGGAAUCCAGUGACGCGCUCAGGCGGAAUUUCGAGGAAUUCAACCUGGACGACUGUGACAUCGAAGGCCUGGGCGAGACGGACACCCCUGCGGUGGAGACUGAGGCCGACACCAAGGCCGAGGCCAACGGCGACGGCAGGCCGAGGCUCGAGGGCGACGGCGCGGAGAGCCUCAAACUGAAUGGCCACGGCCCCGUCCCCGUCCCCGGCCCGGGACACGUCCUGCAGGACGCCCCGGACGCGCUGCCCCUACUGACGGCGCCGGCCGAGGCCCCGUCGCCGCUAUCUGCCAGCGCCAACGGCCUCGCCGUCAACCUCGGCCCCGUGCUGGCGGGCACGCUGGCGCAGCAGUUGGCCCAGCUCGCACCCCUCGCCCCCAACUCCCUAGCCAACUACGACACGUUCCUGGAGGCGACGGGGCUGAGCAACAAGUCCAUCCUGACGCCCAGCCGCAUGCUGAGCAACCACCGCAGCGUGCUCAAGCCCAAGGACGUGAAGCACCGCAGCAGGGUGAAGGCUGGCGAGCGCUGCGCCGGCCCGUCCUGCGCCACCGGCCCCACCGUCAAGUACUGGACGGAGCCCUUCCUGUAGCGCCUCGCCUCAUGCUCGCCUCGCGUAGCGUAGCGUAGCGUACCGUAGCGUCGCGGCCUCAGGGCCUCGCUCGCUCGGGGCUUUACCGCGCCGCGACUAACCCCCUUGCUGUCGCUAAAUCCCAGACGCAGUGUUAACCAUGAAACUUGCUUUAAAUUCAAUUUGUCGUACAUACUAAUGUUGUCUGAACCCAAGUGUGACUCAAAAUUGAAAUGUUAACUUGUUGAACGGCGUCAUGAUGAUGAUGAGCCCUAGCGCGUCGAGCUGGUGCACGUUGGGAUGCCUAUCCCCGAGGCGGGCUGUCGAGUCUCGUAACACACCAAACGAAGAUUCCACUUCGAGACAAGGACGGGCGACGCGUCAAGUGCUGUGCCGUGAAAGGUUUAUUUUUGUUUUUUGUUCUGUUUGUUUUGUUGAUUUUUUUUUUGUGAGGGAAAAUUUUUGCUAAAACAAUUUUGUUUCUAAUUUGUCAGAGUUUGUGGUAAGGUGCUAUGUACAAGAUGUAAUGUUUAGCUUUAGUCUAGUUACUUUCUUAUGGACGGCAUACCAUGUAUUUUAGUCACGUCCAUGGACAUUUGUUUGAAUCUUAACUGUAAAAGGAUAUUAAAAAUAAACUUAAAAUGUUACUGUUUUUCAA
Molecule: messenger RNA, 2751 nt
Organism: Thrips palmi
Lineage: Eukaryota; Metazoa; Arthropoda; Insecta; Thysanoptera; Thripidae
Exons: 3
Coding region: 201-2114 (637 amino acids)
Source: RefSeq, a predicted model, not a curated record